Messenger RNA from Closterium sp. NIES-65, 909 nucleotides. NCBI's taxonomy places the organism in Eukaryota, Viridiplantae, Streptophyta, Zygnematophyceae, Desmidiales, Closteriaceae. The record is from the annotation of a GenBank genome assembly.
AUGGCCUCCUUGAGCUCCUUGGACUCGGACUCCCUCUAUGCUCCCCUUCCCACGCCUCCUUCCACUUGCCUUCUUCCCCCCUUCUCCUUUCCUUCCUCUCAGGCGAGUAUUCCUGACCUCGCCUAUCUCGCUCUAACCCUGUCCUGCCGCUGCUGGUCUUCUCGCUUCCUCUCUUCUGCCCCCGAAGCAUGUAGUGAUCCUCGCCUGUCCUCCCUGCGGUACCCCUCUUUGUGCUCUCUUCCCUUCUGCGUAGAGUCCCACCCCUCUUCUUUACCAUCGCUACGCUCUCCCUCCCUCGGCAGCCCCAAACCUCGCCAGUACGCGCUCUUCCUUCCUCCGCGUCGUUGGGAACACUUCGUCUUUGGCGUCGUUGCGCCUUCCACCACCCCGCGCAAUGGGGGAUCCUUCGCCUUCAGUCUCUUUUCGAUCGCCGCUGCCCCGCGCGACUGGGGCUUCUUCAAUUUCUUCCUCCCCAUCGUCAUCGCUCGCCGAGUCCAUCUCCACGUCGUCGUCGCGACGCCUUCCAUCCAUUCCGCGCCGGCCUCCUGCCAGAUCCCACGGAUCGCUGGUCGCGGGCCGCCUUCCAGGCUCCGAUCUGACGUGCAGAUCCGCUCCGCGUCCUCCAGCGCGCACGCCCACUGGCGUCACCAGAUCUGCGCGAUACGCCGCCCUCCUUGGCGAGCGCUACUCACUUAUCCUUGCCAGCACUGCGUGGUUACCUUCUCUGCUCUCACCCCAUCCUCCUCUUGUCCCUUUUCCUUCCAUGAUUGCCCUUACUCAGUCCUCUCCUGCCUCAGCCACUCCCAUCACUGCGUGGUUACCUUCUCUGCUCUCACCCCAUCCUCCUCUUGUCCCUUUUCCUUCCAUGAUUGCCCUUACUCAGUCCUCUCCUGCCUCAGCCACUCCCAU